Messenger RNA from Fusarium mangiferae, 1410 nucleotides. RefSeq lists its product as uncharacterized. NCBI's taxonomy places the organism in Eukaryota, Fungi, Ascomycota, Sordariomycetes, Hypocreales, Nectriaceae. The transcript has a single exon. Bases 1 to 1410 code for a protein of 469 amino acids. The record is from RefSeq and is a predicted model, not a curated record.
AUGGACUCUACUCGAGAAGAACUCCAGGAAUCCCCUGAGAUUGAUGUUCCUCCUCCCGCCAAGCGUAGCGCAGAAAUGCCAAUGCUCUGGGACGAGGGCCAUCGCAGUUUGAUUGACGCCUGUGUCAGGCACAAAUCGCUGCUUGAGCUCUUCCUACAGCUCAGUAGGUUAGCCGACGUCCUUGAUGGGAAUCAAACCAUGAAGGACAACGACUUUCCUGUUUUCUCGACUGUCAACGCUCUGCGCAACUAUGACUGGACUAUGUGUGAAUUAUUGCACAGCAUGUCGGUUGAAGUGGUGCAGAGCAUUGUCAAGAAUACCUUUGCCUUUGACGUGACGAACGGCAACAUCAAGCCAUUUCGUCUGCCCUCAGUGCUCCACGAUGAAAAGACUCCUGGGGUUUACGUCGUUGGUAUAAGGAUAAAGGAUCGCGAUGGCCAAUUCUUGAACAUCAACGAAUUGGAGGUCCUAAUCCGUGAUAUGAAGCUAUACGUCGAAGGGUACGAAGCCUAUGCUAGACAUGGUGGGUGGACUUCCGCUAACAUGACGGUGGCGGAGCGUAGAGCCAUCAACAUGGUCAAUGCUGUUGACAGUCACAGUGGAUCACAGAGAGUCCAGAGUGACGGUCCCAUGUUCAUUGAAAAGGAUGAAGAAGUUCCCAGGAUCAGGGCCCUUAUCAGCACAUUCGAGGGGAUGUGUGAUAGGAGUCUUGAUCCAACGGGACGAGUUUACAUAUCGCAGAGCCCCCUGUACGUAGGGUGCUCUAAGGAUCUGAAUAAACGUAUGGGCGUAUACAAUAACCGUAACGUCAAAAACAUCAAUAAGCCCCUUGCGCUCACCAUUUGCAUUCUUAGGAAGCACACCAGAUCGCCAGAGCUGGUAACUGGGUGCGUUCUGAGAAUUCUCAGAAGCAGGCAGCUACCCAUGGCAGAGCAGCUAGUUUGCACAAUCGCUGGAUCCCUCGUCUAUCAGCACGGCUUCAAUGCUGUGGAGACCGGAGGUACAGGAUACCAAAACUUGCCAACCGAUGCAGGCCUGAAAGACAACAUAAAGUACAUCAUAUGUGGUACUCAGGUCAUGAUCAGUAAUCUGAAAGAAAGCCUUGGAGAGAUUGAUCUGCGAAGACGAUUCCUCCAUCAUCUAGACCAAGUUUCAGGUGAAAUCAUACGUCUGAAAGAGAUCUUGAAACGUUGUGAAGAUGAAAUUCAAGAUCUACCUUCUGGCGUAGACUUCGACCAGGUCUUGACCGACAUCUCUGCUAUUGUGCAAAGUGUGAGGCUCAACCUGAAGGAUAAACGAGAGGCCUUGAAGUUCUGGCAAUUAAUGCUAGAAAUUCAGGACAUCAUCGUUGACGAAACCGGUGUGGGAGUACACCUCAUUGACCAUGAUAUGGCCAAUAAGGGUAAUUGA